UCAGACACGCGCUUAAUGUCUACCCCCACCCCUUUACCGUUUCCUUCAACCGUAAACGGUCGUGGUGCUAGUUUACCUCACACAACGAACUACCGGAGGGACCAUUCGCGGCAAUAACAUUGUAAAGUACACUCAGGAAUACCAACAGUAGUAUGACUCUUUUGUAACGACGUUUUUAUAAAGUAUUGUCGUGAAUUUGUAUUGGGCGGGUUCCCCAGCGGUCUCGUUACUGGCACUGUUAGCCGGCUAAUCUCCAGCGCGCGACAAAAUGGCCGAAUCGGACAAAAUAAACAUCGAUUCGAUCAUCCAGCGCCUUUUGGAAGUGAAGGGCUCAAGACCUGGUAAAAAUGUUCAGUUAACUGAGCAAGAGAUUCGAGGAUUGUGUCUAAAAUCUCGAGAAAUCUUUCUUAGUCAGCCAAUACUACUGGAGCUGGAGGCACCCCUCAAGAUUUGUGGUGAUGUUCAUGGUCAGUACUAUGACCUGCUCAGGCUUUUUGAGUAUGGAGGAUAUCCACCAGAGAGUAACUACCUAUUUCUGGGAGACUAUGUUGACAGAGGCAAGCAGUCACUGGAGACCAUCUGCCUGCUGCUUGCUUACAAGAUCAAAUAUCCAGAGAACUUCUUUCUUCUCAGAGGAAACCAUGAAUGUGCCUCAAUCAACAGGAUAUAUGGAUUUUAUGAUGAAUGUAAAAGACGUUAUAACAUCAAGCUCUGGAAAACAUUCACAGACUGUUUCAACUGCUUGCCAGUAGCUGCUAUUGUGGAUGAAAAGAUUUUUUGUUGUCAUGGGGGUCUUUCUCCAGACCUGCAAUCAAUGGAACAGAUUCGGCGUGUGAUGAGGCCUACGGAUGUCCCUGACCAGGGUUUGCUGUGUGAUCUGCUCUGGGCUGACCCUGAUAAAGAUGUCAUGGGCUGGGGAGAGAAUGAUCGUGGUGUUUCCUUCACCUUCGGGUCUGAUGUCGUGGCCAAGUUUUUGCACAAACAUGACAUGGAUCUCAUAUGCAGAGCCCACCAGGUGGUGGAGGAUGGCUACGAGUUCUUUGCGAAGAGGCAGUUAGUCACGCUUUUCUCUGCUCCCAACUACUGCGGCGAGUUUGACAAUGCAGGUGCCAUGAUGAGUGUUGAUGAGACCCUUAUGUGCUCAUUUCAGAUUCUGAAACCAGCAGAGAAGAAGGUGCUGUCAUAUGGCGGCGCUGGAGGAUUUGGGAACAGCAGACCUGUAACUCCUCCUCGGAACACAGCCAAGGGUGGCAAAGCCAAGAAAUAACAUCAACUACUGCAGCAUGCCUGAAUAUCCUGUCCAUCAUUCUACCUCUCCUUUUCUUUCUCCUCUUCUACUCCAAACACCAAACUAGUGCAGUGCUUUUUUUUUUUUCUCUCAUCAAGACAAGAAUGCUGGGAAUCUGAAUGGUCAUGUGCGUGAAUGAAAUGCUUUUGUGGAGUUUGUGGGUUUCUAUGUGAAACAGCAUUGUGUGUGUAUUUGUUGAAAGUGAGUUUGUUGUGAGAUUGUAUGCAAGGUUUUUUUUUUUCUUCUUUAGUAAUUACGCACCUUUUACUGCGUUAUAAUUUUUUUUUUAAAGCUGUUCUGGUUGACUUUCUUGUAAUACGCAUCUUCACACAUAAUGUUCUAUUGCUUUUUAGGCCAUCUAUUGGACCUGCGCUUUGCCCUUUUCUUCAGACCAAGCCUCAGGGUCCAGAUUUCUAUGAACAUUUUCAUUCCCCUUCAGCUCUAAAGCAAUCUGAACAGAGGUGAUUGUGCUCUUGAAUUGUGUGCAAAUCACUGCCAGUCUCUUCAAUGUGAAACUUUGUCCAAGUGCGUGUCUGUUUACAGUAGUUAUUGACGGCGCCCUGCACAUUUUGUCAUAUACUUUUAUUUUGACACAUCAUUUGCUUAUUAAAACUCACACUCGGGUAGUGUUUAGCCUGGCCUGUGGAAAUGCUCUGUUUCUUUGAAUUUUUGGCUUGAACAAAUUGUAGUAAGGUUUUUUUUUUUUUUUUUUUUUUUCGAUUUAUAUAAAAACGAUGCAUGCUGUGCAAAAACACCAAGUGUGAAUGUCUACAAAGAGGGUGCCAUCGCUGUUUCAGUUUGCACAGGAAUGCACUGUUUCUUUUUUUUCUGAUUGUGGCUUUGUGCCACUUUGUAAACUGCAAACCUCACUUUUUCCUGUAAAAAGGACUUUUUUUAGUAGUCAUGAAUUUAGCCAAUAAAGUCAGAAUCUGGUGCAAUUUUUUA
This is a messenger RNA of Danio rerio (zebrafish), 2233 nucleotides long. RefSeq names its product protein phosphatase 1, catalytic subunit, alpha isozyme b (gene ppp1cab). Gene Ontology annotation, molecular function: hydrolase activity; protein serine/threonine phosphatase activity. NCBI's taxonomy places the organism in Eukaryota, Metazoa, Chordata, Actinopteri, Cypriniformes, Danionidae. The record is from RefSeq and is marked validated. Gene Ontology annotation, cellular component: nucleoplasm; nucleolus.